AUGGACUCAGCAAGCAGUAGCCCUGGACAGCAGACCGCCCAGCAGACCCAUGCUGAGCUCCUACAAGCCUUCCAGAGCUACAAGCCCGGUCGUCGUGGCGCAUCAAAAACCCCGCAGCUGCCCUUUUCAUCGAGGACUCAGCGAUCCAGCACUCCUGCCACUAGCGCGAGUCGAGCUACCAAAGGAAUGACUGCAACUCAAGAAGGAUCGCCAAGCAUCGCAGCCUCAACUCAGGGGACUACGACUCGCAAAAGAGCCCGCAGAAUUCCUAUGGAGCAAACCGAAGAACAAGAGUCGAGUGACAGCGAUACUCCUUUGAGUCAAACACUUAAACGUCCUCGUCAGAGCUCGCCAAAGGUUUCAGAUCAGCCAACAGAUAUUUCUACUACCCAGCAAGCCAGCACUAUUCCCAAGCACGUUGUUGAAGUUCGGAUUCAAAACGGACUAGCACCUUUGGAAAAAGUAGCUUUCAGAGCCCUUCAGAGCAUUGAAUCAAUUCAGGGAGAGCAAGGCCGUGCUUCAAUGACUCCAGAGGUUACAGCGGUUAGUAUCGAAGGCAUUCGGGGACAGCAGAUGAAUCGCGGAGCAUUUCAGUAUCCGAACACCGCCAACCCUUUUGCUUCCCAGACUGUACAGAGUAGCAAGGCCUUUGCCACUCAGUUAUUGAAUGAGAACCAGAAAUUCACUGAAUCCCUCUCUCAAAAGAACGGCGCAUUCCUGCGUACCUUUCCGCCUACAGCCAAGUCCUAUCUAGAAGCUAAGCUCACCCAAAUUACCGCUGACUUGACUCAGUUGCAUCAGGAAAAAGUCGAUGCCAUCAGAUUGGAGUGUGUGGUUGAACUUCAGAGGGAUAUGGAUGAGAGACAAAAGGUGAUUGAUAUGUUUUUGCACAAGUCCGAUACAUGA
Talaromyces marneffei is the source of this 906-nucleotide messenger RNA. RefSeq lists its product as uncharacterized. The record is from RefSeq and is a predicted model, not a curated record. The transcript is spliced from 3 exons. The coding region runs from base 1 to 906 and encodes 301 amino acids. NCBI's taxonomy places the organism in Eukaryota, Fungi, Ascomycota, Eurotiomycetes, Eurotiales, Trichocomaceae.